AUGAAGGGGAGGAGGAAGCAUUGGGGAAACACUGGAAUUGAGGAUCUUGAGGGACUCCAGAUUGGGAAAGGAGACGGGAAGGAAGACCUGGAGAAAGUGGUUCUUUCCUCUCCCAACUUCAUGACGGACUGUACUUCGCGACAAGGCCGCGAGAGUACCUUAACUGAGGAACACCGAGGGAAACUACAGCAACCACCCCGUUCCCACAAACUAUUCAGUCGCGGCGGUUGCAACUCCGGCCAACAUCUCGAAUGCCCGAUUGUUGUUUCUGCUCGCCAGCCACUAACCCACGACCGAGAAGCAACAUCAAACAUCAAGGAUGACGACCAGGACAGCAGCUGGAACUUGGUGACCGAGAAGAAGAUAAAAGAGAGCAAGCUUGUGACACCCUCCACAACAUCCUCGACCCUUGAUCGGCUUCGCCCUUUGCUGCCGGUAUCCGCCGCCGCCGCGUCUAUCGCCAUCGCCGCCGCCGCCUCCGCCGUAGCAGCUUUCACCACCCUGUCUAGUCUUGUCUACAUACGUGCCCACCUCGAUUACCUUACCAGGUACAUUCCUGCCUGGAAAAGCGUAACCAUACCUUACCGAUACUCAGGAACGGAUUCAAUCAUCUACCAGCAGCAAACUCACAUGAUCUUCCCUACCGACGACAGAGAAGAUUUGUUCGCACACGUACCUGGCAAAUUCCGCGACUCUUUCGCCUCCAGCACAACUUGGAACUUGGAACGGAAUCAUUGCCGAGCCAUCCAGCCCAGCCCGUCCACUCAACCUACCUACCUUGCCUACAAAGCAGCGUCCCCAGCCUGCCCAGCCGAGCCCAGCACUGGAAACUGGAGACUGGAGACUGGAGACUGGAGUGCAGGUGGAAAAGAGAGACAACGCCCACGGCCCACGGCCCACGAGCCAUGCCUUCCAAGUUCCGCCAAGCCAUCUCCCCAUUCGACAUUCCCGUCAGGUCCUCUCUCCCACGUCUCCUUCUCCAACUCUCGGCCCCGGGUCUCCAUUUUAUCCUUCCUUUUUCCCACCUCGCUGGUUGGACUUGAACUUGGACUGGUCGAACGCCCACGCUUUGGAUGCACUGAUCACCCGCCUUUACCACCCGCUUCCGCCUUCAGCGUUCCCGUCCAACAUCCUGAACGACCCCCCCAAAUCCUGGCAACUGCCACAACACCGGCCUUGCUACCCACGCCAACUGGUACCAUCCCGACUGGCGUCUCUGCGUCGCUGUGCCUCUGCGUCUGA
Colletotrichum lupini is the source of this 1242-nucleotide messenger RNA. RefSeq lists its product as uncharacterized. The record is from RefSeq and is a predicted model, not a curated record. Lineage: Eukaryota; Fungi; Ascomycota; Sordariomycetes; Glomerellales; Glomerellaceae. The transcript is spliced from 8 exons. Bases 1 to 1242 code for a protein of 413 amino acids.